CAAUUUUUUUGAAAUAUUUUAAUUUGAAAACUCUGUUAGUCAUAACUUAAUAACUCAUUAUUUAAUAAUGUACUGAAUAUUUGCCUCUUGAUAGGGAUCACAUGUUUUGAGAUCUGAUUUAUUUUGGAAAUUAAUCAUCGCCUGUGAUGUACCAAGAACAUCAGAAUAAAAGUUUAUCAGAGUUAAAGGAACAAAAUGAACCAAGAUCAUUCUACUGCAAAAUGUUUAGUUUACAAAGAUGACAUGAGAUCUGCCUCAGACUUGGAUGAACCGGAUAAGCUCCCCAGAGAUUUGAGCAUCUCCUAUUGGGAUUUAUUAGCAUUAAAUUUAGCUAUCGGAAGUCAUGUUAUCGAUGUCUGCAUAGAUUUUAAUGUUGCUUAUCAGUAUUACAAAUAUGAAAAAAUUAAAUAUUUUGUAUUGACAAUAAUUUUCAUGACAGUUCCUUCCAUCAUAAAUACGUAUAUGAGUUUGAAAAUUUAUUCUGUUCAAGAAGACAUACAAAGAGUUACUAUAAAAUUGCUUAAAUGUCGACCAUUAUUGCCAUUCUUGUUGAUAUUUCAAAUGGCACCAGUUCUGAGGUAUUAUGAUGUAUUAAAAUAUGCACUAAAAUCACGCGAAGCUGCUUUUAAAAAAAAUUAUGAUGAUCAAAAGAAGUACUAUUCAUUAAUGGCUAAAGAAGAUUCAUAUGUGUCAUUGUUGCGAAUCUUUGAAUGCUUCUUAGAAGCUGUUCCUCAAGAAAUAUUACAAAUAUGUAUUGUUUUAGUUGAGAAAAAACAGGGUUCUACUUUUCAAAUUGUUCAUCAAUCUGCAUCUAUUGCAAGUUCAACCAUUGGCAUUGCAUGGGCAAUGGCUUCAUAUCACAAAAAUGUAAGAAUUGCUUAUGAAAACAAGAAAAACAUAGGCAAUACAGGAACAGUAUUACAAUUUCUAUGGCACAUCAUGAUAACAAUAUCCAGAAUAUUAUCUAUAAGUUUGGCUGCUACUGUCAGGCCAUGGAUAACUGGUAUAUUUUGUUUGGUCCACUGGCUCUUUAUGACUUUUUGGAUUUUCAAGUAUCAAAAUGUAACAUUUUGUAUACCAUCAAGCUAUUCCGAAGAAAAUAGAAUUAUGAGAUUUUUUUUUUCGACUAUUCUUGGUCUAGUAUAUAUAUUCACUUAUUUAUCCCCCAGUGAAGGUCAAGGGAAUUCCAAAAACCGUUACCUAAGUUACUACAGUUUGUUUUUCGUGGAAAAUAUUUCUGCAGUUGCUAUUUGGGCUACCAUGGGUACUGAUCAAAAUCAGUGGUAUUAUUAUCCUUUGGUGAUAGGAUCAAUUAUACCUUUUUUUAUUGGAAUUAUGUUUUUAAUAAUAUAUUACAAAUUCUUUCAUCCCCACAUCACACAUAAAGAAGAUACUGCAGAAUCAUAUAGAACAACCAAUAAUAUUAACACAUAUAUUGAAGACAUAGUAGAAUAAUAUAUUUGUUGAAAAUUAUUUAUUUAUU
Messenger RNA from Sipha flava (yellow sugarcane aphid), 1483 nucleotides. RefSeq names its product XK-related protein 6. The coding region runs from base 196 to 1455 and encodes 419 amino acids. Gene Ontology annotation, biological process: apoptotic process involved in development; phosphatidylserine exposure on apoptotic cell surface; engulfment of apoptotic cell. Gene Ontology annotation, cellular component: plasma membrane. The record is from RefSeq and is a predicted model, not a curated record. The transcript is spliced from 5 exons. NCBI's taxonomy places the organism in Eukaryota, Metazoa, Arthropoda, Insecta, Hemiptera, Aphididae.